Priapulus caudatus is the source of this 315-nucleotide messenger RNA. Its product is annotated as MAGUK p55 subfamily member 5-A-like. NCBI's taxonomy places the organism in Eukaryota, Metazoa, Priapulida, Priapulimorpha, Priapulimorphida, Priapulidae. Gene Ontology annotation, molecular function: protein binding. Bases 2 to 286 code for a protein of 94 amino acids. The transcript has 3 exons. Gene Ontology annotation, biological process: morphogenesis of an epithelial sheet; establishment or maintenance of epithelial cell apical/basal polarity; generation of neurons. The record is from RefSeq and is a predicted model, not a curated record. Gene Ontology annotation, cellular component: adherens junction; plasma membrane.
GAUGUCUGGCCAACUAAUGUUCCUCAUCAUCCCUAACAAGAAACCCAGGGAGCGAGGGUUGAGAAAUGCUAUGGUGCACGUGAAGACUCACUUCAGCUACAGCCCGGACGAGGACCCGCACAUUCCGUGCCCGGAGCUGGGAAUAGCCUUCCAGAAGGGAGACAUCCUGCACGUUGUCAGUCAGGACGACCCGCACUGGUGGCAGGCAUACAGGGAAGGGGAGGACGAUCAGCCGCUAGCCGGCCUCAUACCCAGCAAGGGCCUUCAACUACAAAGAAAAGCGUAGUGAAAGCCGUCCACACUGGAGAUGGAAGA